Molecule: messenger RNA, 1350 nt
Organism: Postia placenta MAD-698-R-SB12
Lineage: Eukaryota; Fungi; Basidiomycota; Agaricomycetes; Polyporales; Adustoporiaceae
Exons: 8
Coding region: 1-1350 (449 amino acids)
Biological process (GO): proteolysis
Molecular function (GO): aspartic-type endopeptidase activity
Source: RefSeq, a predicted model, not a curated record
AUGACCCACGUCGUCGUCCGCGGCCUCCCCUUCAGCACCCGCCUCGCCGGCACCCACGCCAAGGACCUCAUCGCGAGCGACAAGGCGCGCGCCCAGAAGCUCCUCAAGGGUAUCAACCCCCACGGGCCGCUCGCGUUCUACGAGUCGCACCGCCGCCGUCGUGAGCACGAACGUCAUGAGCGUCACGAGCACGAGCGCCAUGAGCAUUACGAGCGUCACCGACACCAUCACGCAGGUGGUGCCGCGAGCACCGGUAGUUCGGGCACUGGGUCGACCGGCACUGGCACUGGCACUGGCACUCCGUCAGGAGGUUCCGGCACUGGCACCACGUCGGGCGACGGUGUCGAUGUGUCUGACGCCAGUGUCAACUACAACGCAACUGUCGGCGUGGGUUCACCCGCCACCGACUACACGCUCCUUAUUGAUACUGGUAGCUCCAACACCUGGGUCGGGGCUGACCAGAAGUACGCGCCGACAACCUCUAGCAAGAGCACGGGUAACACUGUCAACGUCAGCUACGGCUCUGGCUCCUUCUCUGGAACCGAGUAUGUUGACCAGGUUACGAUCGCCCCGGACCUCGUGAUUCAGCAGCAGUCGAUCGGCGUCGCCACCCAGGCGACGGGCUUCAGCGGCGUGGACGGUAUCCUUGGCGUCGGCCCCACAGACCUCACUCAGGGAACCGUUUCGAACACUACGACUGUUCCCACCGUCACGGACAACCUCUUCUCCCAGGGCACCAUCUCUACCGAGGUCCUUGCCAUCUCGUUCGAGCCGUCCACCACGUCGGACCCGGCCAAUGGCGAGCUCACCUUUGGCGGCACUGAUAGCACGAAGUACACUGGUGAAAUCACCUAUACGCCGAUUACCACGACGUCCCCUGCGUCCGCCUACUGGGGCAUCAACCAGUCGGUGACAUACGGCAACAGCACGACCUUGCUUUCGGGCAAUCCGGGUAUCGUCGACACCGGCACGACUCUUCUCCUGCUCGCGUCCGAUGCAUUCUCCAAGUACGAGAAAGCAACGGGCGGCGUCCUGGACAACACGACCGGGCUGUUGACCAUCACCGAGGCGCAGUACGAAAGCCUGGAGUCGCUGUAUUUCGUCAUCGGCGGCACCACGUUCGAGUUCACGGCCAACGCCCAGAUCUGGCCGCGUGCGCUGAACUCUGCCAUUGGCGGGCAGGAGGGCACCAUCUACCUGAUCGCGAGCGACAUCGGCAGCAACAGUGGCUCCGGUCUGGACUUCAUCAACGGGUUCGGCUGGCUGCAGCGGUUCUACAGCGUCUUCGACACCACGAACACGCAAGUCGGCAUCGCGACCACGCCGUACACGGAUGCGACGACGAACUGA